AUGGAAAACAGAUUCGUCGACACAAGUGAUACUCUAUAUGGAGAUGAAAGUACCAGUCCGAUCUACGGUUAUCAAGACCAAGUUAUCACUACAUUGGAAGAAGCUAUUCAAGGCAUCAGACAUGAAAUCCUUCGAAUCGAUGAUUACGUAACGCAAGCAAAGCAAAAAUACAAGAGACCAUGUCUAUUAACAGAGGAUGAGUUUGCAACCAUCUAUCUUUAUACAAUGACCGGCUCAGGUUUUUCCUCAAGGCUAAACGGCCGUCUUCGAGCCAUGGACAAAGAUCCGUUAAAACCAUGGUUUCCAUACCUAAAGUUCUUCAUCACGGCUCUCAAUAAGUUACCUUCGUUCAAAGGUAUUGUGUGGCGUGGUGUAUCGAAAAAAGAAGAUUACAGUCUUGGCGAUAUUGCCUGCCAAACUCGGUGGGAUAUAACUUCUACUACGAAGGAUCUCAAGGUUAGCGAACUAUUUUUCGGUGAAGCUGGCAUUUUAUAUGUUAUCAAAGCCGUAAAUGGCAAAGAUAUUUCAAAAUAUUCAGCCAAUCCUGAUGAAAAAGAGGUGAUUCUCAUGCCAGGUACACGAAUACUGCUCGAAACUGAACCAUUUGUAAUCAACAACGAAUCAUUCAUAUACUCGUUCGAAGAAUGUACGAGUAUUCCACAAGGCAAACAUGUUAUGUUGUCUUACGAGAACAAUGACAAAGCUGUUGUUUUGCAAAUAUAUCAAUAUCUGCUUAAUAGGUCGAUACCAGUUCGGUUCGACGAAAAUAGAUCGAAUAAUAAUAUUUAUGACAGCCUUGCAAUUGGAGUAGAAAAUGCAGCAUUCGUCGUAUGUUUUCUCAGUCCGGAAUACGAAAGCUCAGCGCGCUCUCAAAUAGAACUCCAAUAUGCUCAAAAGCGUUAUAAGAAGAUCGUUCCCUGUCUAACUAAAACGGAAGAAACUUGGAGAUCGAUCGGCUGGUUGGGUCCUAUUCUGGAGGGAGUGAAACAAGAAGAUUUUCGGCAUUUCUCCCCGUCGAAUGAAAUUGACUCUGAAAUGGAUUAUUUAUUGUGGACACUUCGAAAGAUGGUGUAUGUACCGGAAGAAAAUUCAGAACGACUCAACAUUCGAUUCGAACUGAUCAAAUAUGAAUAUUUAUGCAACAGUAAAAUAGAACGGUUCAUGAAUCCAGCAGUAACUUUUCCAAUCGACCAGAGUUAUAUCAACUUGGCCAUCGUAGAAACCAAAGAAACUCGAGAGAAAGAGGAGAAACUUAAAGAAACUCAAAACAUUGGAACAAUUAUUGGCACGUACGAAGAUAUAUAUGGCAGUAAGACUCCAAUUAAGGUUAAAGAUAUUUUCGAAAAAUGCAAAGAUCAGAACCAACGCAUAUUAGUUUUUGGUCGCGCUGGUAUUGGAAAGUCAACAUUUUGUCGAUAUACUGCCUAUCAAUGGGCAACCGGUACAAUUUGGCCAGAAUAUGAACUGGUUGUGCUCGUUCCUUUACGAUCUCUAACAGGACCAAAGUAUAACGCUAACAAAGAGUAUCAUCUCGUGGACAUCUUGAUAAAUCAAUAUUUUUUCGAUCGAUCUCUAUCAGUUGAGGAGAAGAAUACGUUAGAAAAUAAGAUUCACACAGGCCGAAUCCUGUGGCUACUCGAUGGUUAUGAUGAAAUAGUACAGGAAACAUCUUCACACCUGCAAAACUUACUCGAACGGCUGCUCAGAACCCCACAUCAUAUCGUCACAUCUCGUCCAUAUAUGAAUACUUUAUCGUACUUCGUACACAUGGAAAUCACAGGUUUCACAGAAGAAAACAUAAAUACCUAUAUCAAGUUGUUCUUCAAUCAGUUAGGAAACUCAUCACACCAAGGUAACGACUUACUAAACUUUCUGAGAUCGAAACCCAGGAUUUGGGGUAUUGCACAUAUUCCCAUCAAUCUCGAGCUCAUUUGUAGCACUUGGAGCAAUAUUGAUUGGACACAAACAAAAACAGUAACGAUUACAAUACUAUAUGAUAGAUUGACCGAAUGGAUCUGCCGUCGAUACCUCGAGAAACAAAAAAAGAUGUCACCAAUCGAAACUAAUCGAAUGAAUAAAACCGAUGUUUAUGACGAAUGUCGUAAGGAGUUGGCGUUCUUGGAGAACCUCGCCUUCCUAGGAAUGAAAAACAAUGUCAUUCUUCUAUGUCCACAAUUACUAAAAGAGACCCAAAAAGAGAGCAGAUGCAAGUUAAAAGACUGUCCGGACUUAUUCAAUGUAGGGUUACUAAAAUCAUACGACUCGAACUCAGGUGGCAUUGGAACACGAAUCGAAGCAGAUAAGCAGUAUUACUUCGUUCAUCUCAGUUUUCAAGAACACUUUGCUGCACGUUACUUAGCCAACGCGCUUUCCAACAAUACACGCGACCAAGCCAUGCAAUUCAUUCGCGAAUACAAAUAUAAUAGGAGAUACCAAUUACUCUUUACAUUUUUAUCCGGUUUAUUAAACGAGGAGCAAGAAACUAAAUGCAAUCGAGCAUUUUGGGAUGCUCUACUCAAUGAACCUUUGGACAUGUUCGGCGCACGACACAUGGCGCUCGUAAUUCAGUGUCUAGAUGAAACAGGACUACCUCAAACAUUCACUGAGUCCCAACAAUUGCUCGAGAAGAUCACACAAUGGUUAGAAUACGCUUUAAGCAGAGAAUCGCGCCAUUUAUCCGAACUGUUCCAACAGACACUUCGCACAUGCAGCGCAAUUUGCAAUGAACCACGAGUACAACAGACAAUAGUCCGACUAUUAAACAAUAGACUACUCACCAAUCGAGACAUGGUAUUCUCCUUUAUAUCAAAUAUUCCACUUACCAAACCAAUCGAACCGCUACUACUAGCAAUACGCGAGGGACUUCGUAGCAACCAUAAUUCCCUGAAAAGAAAAGCAUGCAACGCACUUGGUCAUAUCGGUGAAAAAGCAGCCACGAAGGAAGUGAUCGAUGGACUUGUCGAGGCACUCAAGAGCGACGAUUUUCGGUUGCGAAGUAGUGCAUGUUACGCACUUGGUCGUAUGGGUGAAAAAGCAGCCACGAAGGAAGUGAUCGAUGGACUUCUCGAAGCACUGAAGAGCAACGAUGAUUCCAUGAGGUACAUGGCAUGUGACGCACUUGGUCGUAUGGGUGAAAAAGCAGCCACGAAGGAAGUGAUAGAUGGACUUGUCGAGGCACUCACGAGCGACGAUAAUGAGCUGAGAAGUAAUGCAUGUGACGCACUUGGUUGUAUCGGUGAAAAAGCAGCCACGAAGGAAGUGAUAGAUGGACUUGUCGAGGCACUCACGAGCGACGAUAAUGAGCUGAGAAGUAAUGCAUGUGACGCACUUGGUUGUAUCGGUGAAAAAGCAGCCACGAAGGAAGUGAUAGAUGGACUUGUCGAGGCACUCAGGAGCGACGAUAAUGAGCUGAGAAGUAAUGCAUGUUUCGCACUUGGUCGUAUCGGUGAAAAAGCAGGGACCAAAGAAGUGAUAGAUGGACUUGUCGAGGCAUUCACGAGCGACGAUAAUGAGCUGAGAAGUAAUGCACGUGACGCACUUGGUUGUAUCGGUGAAAAAGCAGCCACGAAGGAAGUGAUAGAUGGACUUGUCGAGGCACUCAGGAGCGACGAUAAUGAGCUGAGAAGUAAUGCAUGUGACGCACUUGGUUGUAUCGGUGAAAAAGCAGCCACGAAGGAAGUGAUAGAUGGACUUGUCGAGACACUCAGGAGCGACGAUAAUGAGCUGAGAAGUAAUGCAUGUGACGCACUUGGUUGUAUGGGUGAGAAAGCAGCUACGAAGGAAGUCAUCGAUUGUAUUCUCGAAGCGCUGAGGAGCGACGAUGAUUUCGUGAGAAGAAGAGCAUGUGCCGCACUUGUUGUUAUGGGUGAAAAAUCGGCCACGAAGGAAGUAAUCAUUGGUUUGGACGGUGCGUUGGAAUGUGAGUGGAGUAAAAAGCAGCAGUCAUUGAGUGCUUAUACAUUGAUUAUGGGCGAGCGAGUAAGAGACUAUCUCAUUGUAAUAUCUGCGUUAGGAGUGUUUUGGGAUCCAGAGUUCCAAACUGGAGACGCGGGAGAGAUCGCUAUGGAUUGUGUUCAGCGGCGAUUGAUAUCCCCUGUUAGGCUUGUCAAAGUUUGUAUUGAGAGAGGGGAGCAGAUGUUUUUGCGUGGUGCUAUCGAUGCAUGUUUUAUCACUGAAACUGCGGUCGCUAUUCAUGGCAGUUGCUUGUGUAUUUAUGAUAGGGAAGGCGUGAGAAAAGUAUCUAUUCCGCCGGGUAGUGAGAGUUUAGUGGAUGAACUUCGAAAGGGUGCGUGCCGAGCGAUCGGCCAGCUUGAUUUGAAGAUUCACAUAGAUUGGAGUAGAGCGGUAAAGGGAAAGCUGAGUGAUAAUACGAUGGCGUUUGAAAGCGGUCGAAAAUCAAAAGGUUGUAAGUGUAGCUAA
This is a messenger RNA of Adineta ricciae, 4419 nucleotides long. Lineage: Eukaryota; Metazoa; Rotifera; Eurotatoria; Adinetida; Adinetidae. The record is from the annotation of a GenBank genome assembly.